Messenger RNA from Drosophila sulfurigaster albostrigata, 671 nucleotides. Its product is annotated as putative SERF-like protein. Gene Ontology annotation, cellular component: cytosol. Lineage: Eukaryota; Metazoa; Arthropoda; Insecta; Diptera; Drosophilidae. The record is from RefSeq and is a predicted model, not a curated record. The transcript is spliced from 3 exons. The coding region runs from base 56 to 241 and encodes 61 amino acids.
AUAAGACUUGGAUCAAAAUUACAUUGGCAAAGCUGCCCAACAGUAGCGUAACAAAAUGACGCGCGGAAAUCAACGUGACCUGGCACGAGCCAAAAAUCAAAAGAAGCAAGCCGAACAGACCAAAGGCAAAAGAACUGAUGGAAUGACAGUGGAACAACGUAAAGCCAGGGAAUUCCUUUCCAUGCGAGAAAAACAGAAAAAAAAGGAUGAGGAGGCUGCUGCUGCGGGCAAGAGCAAAUAGAAAAGAUAACAUUAACAGAGUCAGCUAGAGAGUCGCAUACAGUCAUACAGCCAUGUUGUCGUCGGUCGUAGCUCACAAGCAAAUCUCCAUUCGGCAUAGAGAAACAAUAGCAAGUGCUUAAGCAGAAUAAAAGUCGCAAUCUGGAAGUAAAUAUCAAUGGCAAUUUCCGUCCGUUAAUUUCCUCCUGGAUAUUUAAUAUGAGUGAAUCAAUUACUCAAUGCAAGAAAUAUGAAAUCAGUAGCUAAUAGCUAAUAAGCUGUCAAAUAGUAACACCCAACCGUACAUCAUAAAAGGCAGAAGCUGACAGAAAGUGCUAAUUUUUAAUGUUAUGUAUCAUAGCUGACUCAUCAUAAUUUUUCUCUAUAUACCUGACUAAAUUAUUUACUGUAAUAUAUAAAAAUUUUCAAAUAAAACAUAAUAUACAGCCAAA